This is a messenger RNA of Trichoplusia ni (cabbage looper), 814 nucleotides long. It is a transcript of the gene Rpb5, whose product is annotated as DNA-directed RNA polymerases I, II, and III subunit RPABC1. Gene Ontology annotation, biological process: DNA-templated transcription. The record is from RefSeq and is a predicted model, not a curated record. The transcript is spliced from 6 exons. Gene Ontology annotation, molecular function: DNA binding; DNA-directed RNA polymerase activity. Lineage: Eukaryota; Metazoa; Arthropoda; Insecta; Lepidoptera; Noctuidae. Gene Ontology annotation, cellular component: RNA polymerase II, core complex; RNA polymerase III complex; RNA polymerase I complex. Bases 140 to 772 code for a protein of 210 amino acids.
ACAUUGACAGCAAGUCAACUUCAUGGUAUCAUGUUUGUUUGAUGCGCUUUCAAACAUUUAUUAUUUACACUUCUAAUAAUUCUAAGCAUAAUUUAUAGGAAAUAUAAGUUUAAUUAAGCCAAUUAUUAAAUUCUUUAUCAUGGAUGACGAUGCGGAAACCUAUAAGCUUUGGCGAAUCCGUAAAACAGUUAUGCAGUUGUGCCAUGACCGUGGGUACUUAGUAACACAGGACGAAUUGGACCAAACAUUGGAACAAUUCAAGGAGCAGUUUGGUGACAAGCCCAGUGAAAAACGCCCAGCAAGAAGUGAUUUAAUUGUACUGGUAGCUCACAAUGAUGACCCUACAGAUCAGAUGUUUGUUUUCUUCCCGGAUGAACCUAAGAUUGGUAUUAAGACCAUCAAAACAUAUUGUACUAGGAUGCAAGAAGAAAAUAUACAUAGAGCUAUAGUUGUGGUACAAGCAGGUAUGACCCCAUCAGCAAAGCAGUCGCUAGUGGACAUGGCUCCAAAGUACAUCCUUGAACAGUUCUUGGAAUCAGAACUGCUGAUCAAUAUCACUGAACAUGAGUUGGUGCCUGAACACAUUGUGCUGACUCCUGAUGAGAAGUCUGAAUUAUUGACUAGAUAUAAAUUGAAGGAAAACAUGUUGAUGAGAAUACAGGCUGGUGAUCCCGUGGCUAGAUAUUUUGGACUCAAGAGAGGACAGGUGGUGAAGAUCAUUCGUUCAUCGGAGACAGCUGGAAGAUACAUUUCAUAUAGAUUAGUAUGUUAAAUUAGGAUAAUUAUGUUAAUAAAAAUAUUUUUAAUACCGGUA